Zychaea mexicana is the source of this 1692-nucleotide messenger RNA. RefSeq lists its product as uncharacterized. Gene Ontology annotation, molecular function: LPPG:FO 2-phospho-L-lactate transferase activity. The transcript is spliced from 5 exons. Bases 138 to 1478 code for a protein of 446 amino acids. The record is from RefSeq and is a predicted model, not a curated record. Lineage: Eukaryota; Fungi; Mucoromycota; Mucoromycetes; Mucorales; Lichtheimiaceae.
UAGUAGUAGUAGUAGUAGUUCUUCUGUAAAAUUCCCGUAUAUAUUAUGAACCGUUUACGUAUUUCGGAUUUCACCAUCUAUUCGGAGGAUUGCUAUUUAUUAUAUUUUUUUACUUCUUUCUCUUUCUUUGUUUUGAAAUGGACGCGUCUUUAGUCAUUGUAUCCGGUGGAUCGGCUUGUAACGACAUAGCCCCUGCGUUCCAAAAUUUGACACAAGAUGUGCGAUAUAUUCUGGGCAUCUCAGAUAAUGGUGGAUCCACAAGCGAAUUAUUACGUGUAUUGGGCGGACCUAGCAUUGGUGAUCUCCGUGCACGGCUGACAAGACUGAUCAAUGAAAAUGCCUCACCGGAAAAAAAGGCGAUAAAAGACCUACUGAGUUAUCGACUUCCAAGUGAAGGCGAUGCAUAUACAAUACGUCAUGAAUGGAGCCUCAUUGUCCAGGGUCGGCACAAACUAUGGAACCCCAUUUCGACCGAUAAAAAGGAAGCCAUUCGUGGGUUUCUGGUCAUGUUUAACUUUGAAAUCUUGAAACGCGCCUACAAAAACUUCAACUUUCGCAACGGGUCGAUUGGGAAUUUUUUCUUGACGGGCGCACGGCUAUUUUAUGGAUCGUUGGAGGCGGCAAUAUUUAUCUUUGCUGCCAUUACGGGUAUUGCGGAGGAAACGUCGGUGGUGCCCGUCAUUAUCACGAGUCAUACGGCGUCCAUCGCUGCUGAGCUGCAGGAUGGCACCACGCUACGCGGUCAGUGCGAAAUUAGCCAUCCCGGGUCAACCACUAGCAAUAUACCAUCGUCGUCGUCGUCGUCAACGUCACACCAGCAUCCAAUAGAUGUCACGUCAUUGCCCGUGUCGCUGCAAGAACAACAAGGAGAGGACGAAGAAGAAGAAGACAAGACAAACGCUAAUUUGGUGUUUAAUAAAACGACGGAUCAGAAACUUUCAGCGGCUGUGCGACGCAUAUAUUAUAUGAAUGAAUUCGGUCAAGAAGUAUUUCCAUGGCCCAACCCGAAAUUCAUCAAACAUUUGACCAGGGCCAAAACACUCAUCUACUCGAUUGGGUCUCUCUAUACCUCCAUUGUUCCCUGUCUUAUAUUACGUGGGAUCGGCCAGGCCGUUGCAAAUUCACCCUCACUCAAACACAAAAUCUUGAUUUUGAACGGGUCAAAUGAUCGCGAAACGGAAGGCUACAGCGCCUUGGAUUUCGUACAAACCAUCACCGAAGCCCUGAAUCAAUCACAAUGGGUCGAUACCCAGCAACAAGGAUUUUUCGAUGCCAAGGCACAGUAUGAAGGAUACCCGCUGCCCAUCGAUAAACCUAUACGACCUAGUAUUAUGUUGACCAAAGAUACGGUAUCGCCACCUUCGGCGUUCUUCACCCACAUGAUUUAUCUCACCAAUUCACGUAAGCGUCGGUUUCAAACGGCCAAACUCUUUUAUACGAUAGAUGCAGCAAGAAUAAUGAUAUGGUUCUCUUUCUGAUGCUGUGUAGAGAUUCCUGUGGACGUAGACAAGAUAUCAAGUUUUGGAAUCAAAUGCGUGCCAGUAGAAAUGACAGAACCAGCGUAUACCGCCGAAUGUUUGUACGAGAAGCUGGUACAAAUCAUUCAGGAUUAGCAAAGUUUGAGGCAAUAUAGCGGUGCCACAAUCUAAACACAUGUUUUAAUGCUUUUUGAAAAAUAAAAAAAUUGCCUCA